Molecule: messenger RNA, 804 nt
Organism: Microthlaspi erraticum
Lineage: Eukaryota; Viridiplantae; Streptophyta; Magnoliopsida; Brassicales; Brassicaceae
Source: the annotation of a GenBank genome assembly
AUGUAUCUUCCUCUUCUCUGUCUUCUGCUUCUAUCUUCUUGCUUGACACAUCAAGCUUAUGCCCGUGGUCGUGGCCGGUCUCCACCAGACGGAAGCGUGGACCCUUCUUCCCGCAUCACAGUUGUCGGAGUUGUCUACUGUGACACGUGUUCUAUCAACACUUUCUCUAGACAGAGCUACUUCUUACAAGGCGUGGAAGUUCAUGUGAGCUGUAGAUUCAAAGCGAGCUCACCAAAAACAGCAGAGGAAGUGAACAUAUCAGUGAACAGAACAACAAACAGAAACGGCGUUUACAAGCUCGAGAUCCCUCACGUCGACGGCAUCGAUUGCGUCGACGGAAUCGCCAUAGCCUCUCAGUGCAGCGCCAAGCUACUCAAAACCUCCGACGACAAUGUCGGCUGCAACAUCCCCGUUUUCCAAACAGCGACCAACGAAGUCUCCGUCAAAUCGAAGCAAGAUCGGGUCUGUAUCUACAGCUUAAGCGCGCUCAGCUACAAACCUUCCCACAGAAACACCACACUCUGCGGCGGCGGUAAGAGACAUCGCCGGCGAGAGAAAGAGGAGGAGGAAAAAGAGAAGAAAUUUAGAGAAUCGAAAUUCUUCUGGCCUUAUAUGCCACCGUACUGGUUCCCUUGGCCGUCGAAUCUGCCUCCGUUGCCGACUCUUCCGACGCUUCCGUCUUUCCCUUUCCCUUCUCUGCCUUUCGGAAACCCAAAUCCGGCAUUGCCGGCGUUCGAUUGGAGAGAUCCCAUGACUUGGAUACCUUAUCUUCCUCGUUUCCCUCCCGGCGAUCACAAUCCUUAG